Symbiodinium sp. CCMP2456 is the source of this 359-nucleotide messenger RNA. The record is from the annotation of a GenBank genome assembly. NCBI's taxonomy places the organism in Eukaryota, Dinophyceae, Suessiales, Symbiodiniaceae.
GCGGCAAAGCGGACCAUCGCAGCCUUCGGCCGCCGCUGGCUCGGUCGGUGCACAUUACUGGAGUGCGCUGAGGCGCCUUCAGCGGAGGAGGAAGAUGAUACCUCCAUGGCUUAUUCCUCUGACUACGAAGCAGAGCAGUCGGAGAGGUACUCUUACGACCUGGAGGACGGCACACCAAGCUCUACCAGCCCCGAGGACGGCACACCAAGCUCUGCCAGCCCCGUCUCAGCAGGAACCGAGGCGGCUGCCCCUGUUGUCCACGAGGAGUCGUCAGAGGAGGUACCAGAGGCAGCAGAGCUUUCUCCGGCCGAUUCUCCAGGCGCUUCAGCGUCGGUCUCGGGUCUGUCGGCAAGAUCGAG